Messenger RNA from Triticum turgidum subsp. durum (durum wheat), 237 nucleotides. The record is from the annotation of a GenBank genome assembly. Lineage: Eukaryota; Viridiplantae; Streptophyta; Magnoliopsida; Poales; Poaceae.
AUGGUUGCUGAUGAGGGCCACUGCAUAGUGUACGCCUCUGACGGAGAAUGGUUCGAGGUCCCUUUAGUGUACGUUGGGACGACAGUCUUCACCGAGCUUCUCAGGAUGUCCGAGGAGGAGCUUGGUCUCGCCAGCAGCAGCGAUGGAGGCAGGAUCAUGCUGCCAUGCGAUGCCAUGGUUAUGGAGUAUGUCUUGUGCCUGGUAAUAGUACGAAACUAUUUGACAUUUUACAAUUAG